Messenger RNA from Lutzomyia longipalpis, 1188 nucleotides. RefSeq names its product carbonic anhydrase 1-like. The transcript is spliced from 4 exons. NCBI's taxonomy places the organism in Eukaryota, Metazoa, Arthropoda, Insecta, Diptera, Psychodidae. Gene Ontology annotation, molecular function: carbonate dehydratase activity; zinc ion binding. The record is from RefSeq and is a predicted model, not a curated record. Bases 100 to 1062 code for a protein of 320 amino acids.
AGUAUUCAUAGUGUCUCAUCUGAAGUGGUCAGAAUCAGUUUAUCUCCAAAGCUUGAUUAUCUGAAGCGCCAGUGAGCCAGUUCUUCAGCUUCUUUCAAAAUGGGAAAAUUAAUCUCUGCUAUUUUCCUGCUAAAUGCGAUCUUUGUGAUCGCUUUGGCAUUAACCGAAGAGGAGGAGUAUCAGAUGUUGGUUCAACAAAUGGCAACUGAAGGUGCUGAUGUUCCUCAGGAUGUCGUUGAAACUGCCUCCUUAGCUGCUGCCGAACAUCCAACUGAAGAAGUAACCUACGGCUACGAUGAAGACAGCCAAUACCCUCCCUACCUCUGGAGUGAAAAGUGGCCAACAUGCAAAGGAUUGAGACAGAGCCCUAUUAAUUUGACUCCUGCAACAUGCAAACUCGAUUACUCUCGCCAUCCAUUGAAACUCAACCGUUUCUACACUGUCCCAACCACCACGACCAUCACGAAUCUCGGACAUACAGUUCAGUUCUCCUUCACUUUUGGCAAAUACGGACCAACUGUUACCCGAGGAAUCCUCAACAAGAAGACCUACUUGUUCGCCCAAGCUCAUUUCCACUUUGGCAGGACUGAUGAUAUUGGAUCUGAGCAUACCAUCGAUUCAAAAUCAGCCUCACUUGAGCAACAUUUGGUCUUCUACAAGGCUGAAUAUGGAGACGUCAUGACGGCUUCUGAGCACUCUGAUGGUCUUAUUGUUGUUGCCACCCUCUUCCAAGCCACUGACAAUGUUGCUAACAAAAUCUACACGGAGAAUUUGGGACAAGUUCUUCAACCCGGAGAUUCAUUCACUCUCAACGGAGCUAAGGGAUACAGUCUUCUUAACUUUAUUGAAACUCAAAAUGUCAAGCAUAUCCGCUACUCUGGCAGCUUAACUACACCACCAUGCUCUGAGUCUGUAACAUGGUACAUCUCCACUUCAGUCCGACCUAUCAGCCAUGCCGAUUUGGCUGCAUUCCGUGCUCUAUUCGGUGAACAUGGAGAACCAAUGGCUGGGGAUACUCGUCCAACUCAAUUAACCAACGGACGCGUCUGCUACAUGCGCUAAGAACUUUAAUAAAAACGUCUUUCCUUCGUUUAUUCAAAAUUUCCUUUUUCAUCUAAAUUCUUCUUUUAAACUUUUUUUUUUGUAAAUUUUUACUGAUUAAAUAAAAACGUUUCUUUUUGUCAUUAA